CGCCCCCCCGCCGCCAUCAUGGCGCUGACGCUUUACUCGCUGCUCCAGGCCGCGCUGCUCUGUGUGAACGCCGUGGCCGUACUGCACGAGGAGCGCUUCCUCAACAAGAUUGGCUGGGGCACUGACCAGAGUAUCGGGGGAUUCGGGGAGGAGCCGGGAAUUAAAUCGCAGCUGGUAAACCUCAUCCGCUCCGUCCGGAUGGUCAUGAGACUUCCUCUGAUCGUGGUGAACUCCAUCACCAUCGUGUUACUGCUGCUGUUCGGAUGACGGACGACGGGGGGGGGAAAGAACUUCUUAAAGGGGAGGGAGGGGGGGGAAAGGGACAAGGUCGCCAUUGAAGAACGUCUUACCCUACAGCCCGAGUCACCGAUGAGGUAGCGAAACAAGCGGAGAUCUGGGCAUGUCCUGCUCUUAGCCCAACAGCCUCUCUCCUCUCCUCUCUCUCUCUCUCUCCCUCCUCUCUCUCUUGCUCUCUUUCUCUCACAGACAGUUAUCUUCAGGAGGUUUUUAUUGUAAGAUUACAAGCCGGAGCCUUCGUUCUUUUGCUUUCGCUUUUAUUUUUUGUUUCUCUCCGUUCAAUUAAUUUGCGGGUUCAACACGGGGAGUGUCUGGCUUGUGCGUCUCUCCCUCUGACUCGGCCAUAGAACAGUGGCAACCGUUUUGUUUGGGAAUAAAGAAAAAUGUUUCACAGCC
This is a messenger RNA of Callorhinchus milii (elephant shark), 693 nucleotides long. RefSeq names its product immediate early response 3 interacting protein 1 (gene ier3ip1). Bases 19 to 267 code for a protein of 82 amino acids. Gene Ontology annotation, cellular component: endoplasmic reticulum membrane; Golgi membrane; COPII-coated ER to Golgi transport vesicle. NCBI's taxonomy places the organism in Eukaryota, Metazoa, Chordata, Chondrichthyes, Chimaeriformes, Callorhinchidae. The transcript has 3 exons. Gene Ontology annotation, biological process: endoplasmic reticulum to Golgi vesicle-mediated transport. The record is from RefSeq and is a predicted model, not a curated record.